Molecule: messenger RNA, 923 nt
Organism: Durusdinium trenchii
Lineage: Eukaryota; Dinophyceae; Suessiales; Symbiodiniaceae
Source: the annotation of a GenBank genome assembly
AGCCGCGUUGGACCCGACCGUUCACCCCGUCGCACCGCGUUGACCGCCAUGGAGCGUGCGGAAGAAGAUCCAUGGAGCGAUUGUGCGGGAGUGAGGGAAGUCCUACAUCGAGAGCCAGGUGGGCCGGUGGGUCCACUUCUCAAGUACCAAGAGUACAUGGGCCUGCAAGAAUUUGAGAGCAUUAAGGCAACAGUGGCCAAGGAGGCGAUCCCCAUGAGGAGGUAUCAGAUGAGCGACUAUCGGCCGGGCCAGGUGGAAGAAGCAACGAAGGAGGAGGCACCGGUUGAAGAAGCGGUGCCAGGUCAGCCGGAGUCGGAAGGACGACCACCAAGCGAAGGCGGCAAGCCAACACCGAGUGCUCCCAGGUCUUCACCUCCCAAGCCAGAUGCCCUGCAAGUGUGGCUGGCGGCAAAGGAACGUGCCUUGGAGUCUCCGCGAAAACCCAUUGUGAUGCCGUCGCCCCGUGGGACCGCGGCGCGCGCGGCUGGAAAGCAGAUUGUGCAGCCGGAACGAGGGGUGGCAUUGGAGUCGAUCGCACCGGGUGAGACCCCGCGCCUGCAGGUGAGUAUGGUCAACCCCAUGAGCCUUACGAUGCGCAGGCGUGAACGGCCGCGCCGAGGGCCCAUCGUCCGCGACCAGGAAAGAGCCAAGUACCCUGCAGGCACGUUGUUGCGGCCGGUGCGCAUGUCCAACGAGGAGAGCUUCAGGAAGUUGAUCGACAACUUCGGCAGCUCUGCUCGCGUCGACGCGAAAGAGUCACAUCCUUCCAGAGCAUUCAGCAUGAUUCCCAAGACGAAUCUGAGAGUGCUGUGAAGAAGUCAGCCUCGUUGAUGAAAAAAGCGCGGCUAUACAGGCAGGCCAUGGCUUGCCUUUCUCAAAAAGAAGGGGCUCUUUGAAUUCUCCUCGCUUGCUUUAUGUUGUUC